Messenger RNA from Branchiostoma floridae (Florida lancelet), 3040 nucleotides. RefSeq lists its product as uncharacterized. The record is from RefSeq and is a predicted model, not a curated record. Bases 192 to 1892 code for a protein of 566 amino acids. NCBI's taxonomy places the organism in Eukaryota, Metazoa, Chordata, Leptocardii, Amphioxiformes, Branchiostomatidae. The transcript has 8 exons. Gene Ontology annotation, cellular component: nucleus.
AAUUUUCAAUUGACCAAUCAAGUAAAAGUUUAUGAAAGCCAUGUGAUCUGACGGACCAAUGAGGACUCGGAUACUAUAUUCUGCUCGAGCUUUCCUUUGUUGUCAAAAUGGUGGACGUUCGUCAGUGAGGAGGUCGCUUGUUUCGGUGAAGAACGAGGUCUUUUCAGACCCUGUUGCUCUAGAGGACAACAAUGGCAACCACCCAGGAACGAAUCAAGAGCUUAUUUGCAGACCUGGGAAAGCCCACCCUACGUGGUGUCAAAAAAUGCCCCAAGUGUGGGACACUCAACGGGACACGCGGCUUGAGCUGCAAGAACAAGGAAUGCAACACUGUGUUUCGAGAUAAAGUCCGCAAAGCAGGACACAGUGCAGAUGCAGUGCGUAUCAUCACGGGAUCCACCGUCCAGGUGUUUUCGGUGCGUUUACGUGACCGAGGGCCGGACUAUCGAGGAUUUGUCCAACUACCCAUAACCACUGAUGCGGAUGGCAAUCCCACCCAGACUGUGGAUGGGGCAGCGCUGAUCGCUGCCUCGGGUGCCGGGCGAUGUUUCGUUGAGACUUGUCAGAGAGUUCGCCAUGUAAACGUUGGUGAGGAAACGUGCUCUCACAUCAAGUUGGCCCUGACCUGUGAGGCCGAGGCAACGCCCCUCACCCUGAAAAACUCUGUUCUGAACUCCUUAAACAUUUCCAAUGAAAUCAAACAGGCGAUAUGGCUUCUCGCAACAGAAACAACGGGACCGCUCGUGCAGCGGGUGACAAAGAACAUCAUGGUCGUGAAAUGUAAACCUGAUCCGAGACAGCCUCUGGGUUUCCUGCACUUUUCAUUCAGCGACACAAGCCGAAAUCGAGACGCGGCGGAGCACAAGUUCCACUGUACAUGCCGUAUGUUUAAGACAAUGAAGAUGGGCAAUCAGGGUGUGUCAGAACAGGCCAGAAGAUGUGUUCACUUCUAUGCCUGUAUCUGUGCAUUUGCCAGCGACGACAAGCUGACGGAAGAGUUUGCCUACUACAUUAAUCUUGAUAACCCAGGUGCAGCCCCAGAGAAGGCACUGGCGGCAGUGAUUGAACUGGCAGACGGGUCACCCAAGAUAUCAAAAAAGAGAAAGAAAGAUGACACACUAGCCCAGGCCAGCAGUGCAUUGCUGACGUUACAAGACAGUGGAAACAUUCCCUCCAAGAAAACCCCCAUCAAGAAAACAGCGGCAAGCCCUCCAUCUGCAAAGAGACCUGUUUCUGUUGCAGCUGCCACAGUAGAGGAGACGGAGAUCUCUCUAUCCUUCCAGGAGUGGCUGGGAAGUGUGGUGGAGAGAAUCAACCAGACCAUGCACUACCAGUUUGAUGGUUACCCAGACCCACUCGUAUUCCACGUACCGCAGCCGUUCUUCGACGCGCUGCAGCAGAGGAUCUCUGCCGGGUGCAAGAAGCGGCGCCUGCCCAACUCCACCGUGGCGUUUGUGAGGAAGGACGCCCUGCCCCUGGGUACCUUCUCCAAGUACACCUGGCACAUCACCAAUAUUCUACAUGUAAAGCAGAUCUUUGACACACCAAUGAUGCCUCUGGAGGUGACACGGAGCUUUGUGGAGAAUCGUGACGGGACCUACGAGCCUUACGACGCCCCCAAAGUUGAAGUAGAAACAAUAGCUGAAGCAUACCGUAAGAUAGAAGGCCAACAAGCCAUCAAGCCAUUUGAACUCAAGACUUAUCUGAAAGUCGGAAACACCAGUCCUGACCAGAAAGAACCCACCCCUUUUGUCAUCGAGUGGAUCCCUGACAUCCUGCCGAAAUGCAAGAUCGGUGAGCUGCGUAUAAAGUUUGAGUACGGUCACCAGCGAAAUGGCCACAUGGAAGUACGCAGACCGGUUGUAAUACCAGAAGUAGAGCCCAUGUUAUAAUAUGGUAUCCAUACAUUAUCAGUAGGCCUCUCCUUCAGAUGGGUACAACAUAUAGUUCUGUACAUAUACGAUGUACUUUGGUGAGUUUGGCAGCUAGAACAAUGAUGCAGUAUACUGUUUAAAGUUUAGAAAGGAUAACAUAGUAGACCAUGCAAUGAAAGUGAAGAUAUAGUUGGUUGUCAAUUGUCAUAUAGAAGAAUGAAGCAAUGAAACAGAUGUAGAAAUGAACUUUUUUCAUGUUUGUCAAAGGACAAACACAAUCCCACUGCCAAACAAACUAACGAUGUUCAAUGUUGAUGUUAAAUAGUAUGUCAGUUCAACGGUUGUCUGGUUAGCAAUCCUCGUGCUUGACUGUCAAAUAGACAAGUAUUUAUUUCAGUUGUAGUGAAAGGUUAAGACUGUAAGAAGAAGUAACAAGAAAUAGCCAAGAAAACAAACAUUGGGCUUAUUGCUGGCCAAUUCAUAUGAACAAUGUCAAUGAUCUUGCAGUAUCCAAUUCUUGCAAGAAGCACUGAUAUUUAUUAAUCCAUCACGUAGAUGUAUACAAAGUGACGUUCAGUCAUAGAAGUUUAACUUUUAGAUUCCAGUACAUUGGAAUAAAAGCAGGUCAAUAAUAAUUCACUUUCAGUAUAUUUGUGGUCAAGUGUACAUAUAUAUAUAAAUAUAUAUAUGUAUGUAUGUAGUGAAUUCUCACUACUAGUACUACAGCAUGAAUGUUGAGUAGUACUAAUUUGUUAUUAUGUAUAUACAGAAUGCAAUUUGUAUUCCAACAAGCAGAUGUACUGUAAUUGUUGUAUCUCAAAUGUCCAUACAUACCUCUGUUUCUUUGAGACUGGUUUGUAGCAAGUUUGUAUUUAAGUCCAUGUUUUGUUGUCGUCAUAUUGAUAGCUUUCAAUUCAUACCUAUGGGAAGUUGUACUUUAUAUAAACUCUUGCUCUGUACUGUACUACAAUUGCCAUAAAUCAUUAACAAGCUAAAAUGAGUUUGCUUUGCAGUACAUUUACCUUUACCUAUGAAACUACCGGUAUUUAGACACCGUUGAAUAUAUCAAACGUUUGUCCGAGCAAGCUCCAAUAUUAGUGAUUGCUAUAAGUAGUAUAGGUUUGGACCCCCAGCCUUUUUAAAUACAGGGACCGAUUAUAUUACCU